Messenger RNA from Pseudovirgaria hyperparasitica, 816 nucleotides. RefSeq lists its product as uncharacterized. The coding region runs from base 119 to 529 and encodes 136 amino acids. Lineage: Eukaryota; Fungi; Ascomycota; Dothideomycetes; Acrospermales; Acrospermaceae. The record is from RefSeq and is a predicted model, not a curated record. The transcript is spliced from 2 exons.
GAAGGCCCAAACUGGCGGCUGACUGACUGUGGGUGAGAGUGAGUUGGAACAUCUGAUGGAUCUGAUCGAUUAUCUAUAGUGGUUGAGUUGGUCGGGAGAAGCAAGCCACCUACGCCACAUGCUGAGCGGCUUGGCAAGAAGCCACCGCGUCCAUGGAUGGAUCCAAGGUUUAUCCUUGAGUCUCGCGCGAACCUCAAUAUGGGACUCGAUACUCGCAACGGGCGCUACACACGAUCCAGCAGACGAAGACGCAGUGAUGUGCUUGUACAUGCGGAUCGCUGGGCUCAACGGAGUCUUACCAUGCAGGAAUCAACUUGUCAUAUGGCCAUGUGCCACCGCCGCCAUCUCGAGCGCGGGUUCAUGCACUGCACGACGUGUGGCGUGCAGUCCGGGCAUGCCCAUGCCUUGUUUUCAGAGCAGUGAGGAACAUCUUUUCCACACUUACCGUUCCCCGUUUGCGUUCGUCACUGUCCUCGUGCCAGUUUUUUCCUUUUGGCUGACGGAUUCACAGUGGCCUGCAGCCUUGUGAUUUAGAGACCUAGCCAACCCCGCGCCAUACCUGCCACCAGGCAUCCUUGGUUAAACUUGGGAGUCCGUGGAACACUAUGCCAUGAUGCCGUUCUGGACCAGAAAGAAUAAGCCGAACCCAGUGGUUGAUCGUCGUGGUGUGGCGCAACAGAUCGAGAGAUCCAGAUCCGGCUUACGGAAGAGAAUCGGGAUUCUGCUGAAGGGCAAGCGACACUCAGACAUGGCAAUUACUUCUCAUAAGAAUGUCUCGGACUCUCACAUUGCUGACACCAAACUGUCGAAGUUACC